Centruroides sculpturatus (bark scorpion) is the source of this 1373-nucleotide messenger RNA. RefSeq names its product cystatin-A2-like. The record is from RefSeq and is a predicted model, not a curated record. Lineage: Eukaryota; Metazoa; Arthropoda; Arachnida; Scorpiones; Buthidae. The coding region runs from base 269 to 565 and encodes 98 amino acids. Gene Ontology annotation, cellular component: cytosol. Gene Ontology annotation, molecular function: cysteine-type endopeptidase inhibitor activity. The transcript has 4 exons.
ACAGAAUGUCCAUCAUGUGAUAUUCUGUUACACAAUAACCUCGUUCACGUAUUUGAUUACAUUGUCCACUGUGUGUCGAUCUUAAUGUUUUCUUCUUUCGAUUCCCGUAAGAAAGAUUAACAAAGCUGAUUGGCUGACUGGGAAAAUUGUGAUCAUCUCAUUGGUUAUCGAAGUAAACAUUUAUCGUCUGCCUCAUAAAAUUGUCAAAGGCGGAAUAUUUGGUCGCCAUUUUCUCUCUCCAGUUAUUAGUGACAUUGUAAACGUCAAAAUGCCCGUCUGUGGUGGAAUCGAUCCAAAUGUCAAACCGGCCGACGAUACUGUUAAAGGUAUUAUUGAAAAGGUGAAAGAAGAAAUACAAACAAAAAUUGGAAGAGUAUUUGAAAAAUUCGAAGCAGUUUCAUAUACAACUCAACUAGUGAAUGGAGUAAAUUAUUUUGUUAAGGUUCAAGUUGGAGAUGGUGAACACCUUCAUGUGAGAGCUCAUAAAUCAUUUCAAGGUGAAGUCACUCUUUCAGCUUAUCAAGAAGGAAAAGCUUUGGAAGAUGAAAUAGUGUAUUUUCAAUAACAUUUUUGAAUCAUUUCUGUAAAUGUAAAAUCUGUUAAAGAUAUGUAAGAUUAUAAUCAGAAUCUUUAUAUUUAUAUUGUGAAUUAUCUGUGGAUUAUAAAUGCAUUUCAUAUAUAAAAUGUUUAUUUUUUUAAAUUUAAUAUUGAAUUUGUUAAACUUAUAAUAAAGGAAGGAAUUUAAUAAAUUUAUAUUUCUGUAAUUACAAAUUAAACAAACUUUAUGUAUAAAUUCAUAAUAAGUUACAGUACAGUUGCCACUUGUAUUAAAAUUUUAUUCUAGAAUUUCUAAUGAUUAUCUAUAACAGGACUUUCCAGUGGGGUUAAUGAAAUUUUGAAAGGGGGUUUAGUGAGCAAGUUAGUUACAAAUUGUAUUUACUAAAUAAUUAAAUAUUAAAUUAAUUAUAUAUGCAUGUACAAUCAUUUAAAACUUCUUGAAAAUAUUUUCAAAACUUUCCAAAUAUAAAAAAUUUUAAGGGAGUCAAUGGAAAAAAUUAUUCUUAAAGGGUCAGUUGUGAAAAAGGUUGGGAACCUCUGAUCUAGAAUAUUAAGAUUUAUGGAGAAAAGCAUAUUUAUAUGAGAUUUAGGUAGACAAAAAAUUUAAAUAAAUAUUUUUUAUAUGACAAAUUAGUUUCUAGUUUAACAGGAUUAGAUAGGAAGUUCCUGUUUUCUUCUAGAUCUGUUUAUAUUUCAUGGCAAGUCUCUUAAUUUGUCUGUAAUUUGCAUUUAUUACUUUGUGCAAUUAUAAAGUAUUAUACUCAAGAAUAUAUAUAUACCCUAAUAUAUAUAUUCUAGGGUAUAUUAGGGUUAUA